AGAUCGGGGAAUUCGGAACGUAUCUCCAGAGUCACGGGAAGGGAGGUGGAAGGGGAAGGAAGAGAAAAGAACGUAAGGCCUCGUUCCCUUCUAAUCCCAAGAGGAACUCUCUUGUGAAUCAAGGGGCGAACGGGGAAGACGAGAAAAGAAUGGAGCUCUUCUACUACCUGGCGUUCGGGGGUUUGUCGGUGGUGGUGGCGACGGUGGAGCUGAGCAAGACCAACAAAGACCGCGUCGCCAUCUCCUCCGCCUUCAACUCCUUCAAGAACAACUACCUCGUCGUCUACUCCCUCGCCAUGGCUGGUGAUUGGUUGCAGGGCCCUUAUGUGUACUACCUCUACAGCCAGUAUGGUUUCGACAAGGGAGAUAUUGGGCGGCUCUUCAUUGCAGGAUUUGGAUCUUCCAUGCUGUUUGGGACGAUUGUUGGAUCUCUGGCUGACAAACAGGGUCGGAAGAGGGCUUGUAUGACCUAUUGCAUAGCUUAUUUUCUUAGCUGUAUCACCAAGCAUUCUCCAGAGUACAAGGUUUUGAUGUUGGGACGUGUAUUGGGAGGAAUCGCAACGUCUCUACUCUUUUCAGCCUUUGAGUCAUGGCUUGUUGCAGAACAUUUUAAGAGAGGUUUUGAUCCGCAAUGGCUAUCAUUAACUUUCUCCAAAGCGAUAUUUCUUGGCAAUGGUCUUGUUGCCAUCAUCUCUGGGUUAUUUGCAAAUGUAUUGGUUGAUAACUUAGGACUUGGCCCUGUGGCUCCAUUUGAUGCUGCUGCAAUCCUCCUUGCAAUAGCCAUGGUCAUUAUCUUGCCCUCAUGGAGUGAAAACUACGGAGAUCCUUCUGAGAGCAAGGAUUUAAUUGCUCAGUUCAAGGUCGCUGCAGUAGCCAUUGCUUCUGAUGAGAAAAUUGCUUUGCUGGGUGCAAUACAAUCACUCUUUGAGGGAUCUAUGUAUACUUUUGUUUUCUUGUGGACUCCUGCUCUAAGCCCAAAUGAUGAGGACAUCCCUCAUGGCUUUAUUUUUGCUACAUUCAUGUUGUCUUCAAUGUUGGGGAGCUCCAUUGCAUCUCGGCUUCUGGCCCGUCCAACACCCAAAGUUGAAAGUUAUAUGCAGAUUGUUUUUGCAAUCUCUUCCUUCACUCUCAUCCUUCCUACUAUUACUAGUUUCCUCAUUGCACCUUCCACAGAGAAAGGUCGGAGCAUCUCAUUCGGGGGUUGUAUCCUAUUCUUUGGUUUCUGUGUCUUUGAAGCAUCUGUGGGAAUAUUUUGGCCAUCAAUUAUGAAAAUGAGAUCUCAGUACAUUCCUGAGGAGGCCAGGAGCACAAUCAUGAACUUCUUCCGUAUUCCUCUGAACAUUUUUGUCUGCAUUGUGCUUUACAAUGUGAGCGCUUUGCCUAUAAAUGUCAUGUUUGGGAUGUGUUCGAUUUUCCUUUUGAUGGCUGCGAUCUUGCAAAGGCGGCUGAUGGUGGUUGCUGAGAUGCACAAGUCAAGCGCAACUUCAUCAAAAUGGGUCAUCUCCUUAAAACUAAUAGACCUUGGCUGCAUUCGUAUCGCUAAUGAACUUUUGGCAGAGGCACAAGAUUGGUCAUCUUUAAAGGAGAGGGAUGGUGAGACAGCGCCAUUGAAUAUCUAAUCAGGAAGAAGACAAUUGGAGCACAAUACAAGUUGUAAUUCACAUUAAGAUACUGCCAUCGCAUUGCAUUCGCUGAUGUAGCUGAGCUGAUAAAUAAGAUGGUUUGGGAGGAGUUAUGGACAUUUAGAAGAACUGUCAGCACAUGAAUACCAUUCAAAACCAGCAAACUGUUCCAUUUAAAAGAACUCUCCUUUAGUCAGAUUCUCCUUUUCUUUCUAACAGAGAAGUGGUCUGCUCGUGCUAAGCAUCCUGCCAAAUAGGUUAGACAUUGAUAAUCAUUUUUUGCUGGUCCGUUACCUUUUUUCUGAUCUGAUGAGGACUUGAUUGUUCCAACGCCUCAUUCUUUAAUCUUUCUUUAAUCUUUUUGCACAUAUGCAAAACAUGGGCUUCUAACAGCAUUGUUAUGUAGAUAUUUCUUUUGUAACUCUUGAUUGCUGUUGCUAAAAAAUCACUCUAUAAUAAGAAGCGUACUUUUGUUGCAUAAUUA
This is a messenger RNA of Phoenix dactylifera (date palm), 2106 nucleotides long. NCBI's taxonomy places the organism in Eukaryota, Viridiplantae, Streptophyta, Magnoliopsida, Arecales, Arecaceae. The record is from RefSeq and is a predicted model, not a curated record.